Cladocopium goreaui is the source of this 798-nucleotide messenger RNA. The record is from the annotation of a GenBank genome assembly. Lineage: Eukaryota; Dinophyceae; Suessiales; Symbiodiniaceae.
AUGAUAUCCCAUCAUCACCAUCGUCCCAGCUCCCAGGUGGAUCUGGGUUUCGGCUCGGCCAAAGUGCUCCCCAGCUCCGCUGGGGUGCCGCUGCUGUCGGCCUUCAGCGAUGCCAACUGUGGGACCAAAGCUGUCCUGCAGGCGAUCAAGAAGGCGCUCAUGGAUCCCGCAGCCGGAAAUGACGGAAUCCUGGAUAUUGUGGAGGAUGAGACGGUUUUGGAGGAUGUCUUGGUCUGUGCAUGCUAUGUGACUUGCGACUUCCCUAAGGACAGAGAACAGCCAGCGAGGUCAUUGAAGAGCGACAAGGACGCGGAGGCGGCGACGGAUCCGGUGCGGCUCCUAGGUCGGGACCGAGCUUUGAAAGUGCCCGCUGCGUGCCGGCACGGCGUGACAGAAUGUUUCUUCCAUCCGCAGAGUGCAGAGAACCACAGCUGCGCCUGUGAUACGCUCCCCGAGGCUUUCGUACGCACUUUGGAGCUGUGCCCCAUGGACAUCCGUGCCCAACUGGUGCAGAACGUGGUGAUUUGCGGAGGUUUGACUGAAGCGAUCCUGUCGGUAGGUGGCGCCACGCUGCGCGGCUUGCUGCCGCGCCUGGCGCUUGAAGUGCAGAAGGCCCUGCAACAGCACAAGGCCCCGAGCUCGGAGGUCCUGGUGAUGGCUGUUGGGUCGGUGCUUUCCGCCCUGGCACCCAAGCUGCGGCUAACACCUGUGGACUUUGCGCCCAUCUGCGCAGCCUGGACCGGGGGUGCCAUCUAUGGAUCCCUGGAAGGUGUUCCGGACUACAGCGGCUUGGAAUGA